Molecule: messenger RNA, 1533 nt
Organism: Nerophis lumbriciformis (worm pipefish)
Lineage: Eukaryota; Metazoa; Chordata; Actinopteri; Syngnathiformes; Syngnathidae
Source: RefSeq, a predicted model, not a curated record
AUGUACUUAAUUGUUGUUCAUCUGUGGGCUCAGAUCGAGGUCAUUCCCUGUAAAAUCUGCGGGGACAAGUCCUCGGGGAUCCACUAUGGGGUCAUCACCUGUGAAGGCUGCAAGGGGUUCUUCCGUCGCAGCCAGCAAAACAAUGCCAUGUACUCUUGCUCCCGCCAGAGGAACUGUUUGAUCGACCGGACGAACCGCAAUCGUUGCCAGCACUGCCGUCUGCAGAAAUGUCUGGCUUUGGGCAUGAGCCGAGAUGCGGUGAAGUUUGGCCGUAUGUCCAAAAAGCAGCGUGACAGCCUGUACGCUGAGGUGCAGAAACAUCAAAAAUCCCAAGAGUGCGUGGGCUCAGGAGAUGGGGGCUCUACUGCUUUGUCCUUACCCAGAGAGGACGGUGUAUGUGGCAGUAGCAGGGAGGAUGGUGAGGAAGGUUUAAGCCGUUCCUAUAGCACCGGGGGAUCCAGCUCUACCCUCAGCGACCUCGAUGACAUUGCUGCACUCCCAGACCUUUUUGACCUCCCACUGACCCCAGAAGAGGCCAGCGAGUACUGCAGCCUAGAGCUACUGGGCGGGAGUGGAGGGACCAGCACUGGAAACACCUCCAACUCAUCAUCGGCUUCUCCCUCUUCCUCAUCCCUGUCCAAUCAGAAUUCUCCGCAGACAAUGUUGGAUGGGUCAGACAGCAAUGGCAUCCAGCUCCUGCACACACAUUCUCACUCACAUUCACUGCUUGGAGACACGCAUUCACUGCUGGACCAGUUGCCUGAUGACUGCUCAAUAACAGAACUUGAGCGAAUCACUCAGUGUAUUUUGAAGUCUCACUUGGAGACGUGUCAAUACAGUGCUGAGGACAUGAAGAGAUUUACAUGGGUACAAUACACACCUGAGGAAACGCGUGCUUUUCAGAACAAGUCAGCUGAGUGGAUGUGGCAGCAAUGUGCACAUCACAUUACCAACGCCAUCCAAUAUGUUGUGGAGUUUGCCAAACGUAUUGCCGGCUUCAUGGACCUUUGCCAGAAUGACCAGAUUAUUUUGCUGAAAGCAGGAUGCUUGGAGGUUCUGCUGAUUCGGAUGUGCCGGGCUUUUAACGUCAACAACAGUACCAUUUUCUUCAAUGGAAAAUUUGCCUCGCCUCAGUUCUUCAAAGCACUUGGUUGUGAUGACCUGGUGAGUGCAGUAUUUGAACUGGGAAAAGGAUUCUGCCGCCUCCAACUGUCUGAUGAAGAACUGGCCCUGUUUAGUGCGGCUGUUCUUCUCUCCCCUGAUCGGCCAUGGCUUAUGGAUGGCCAAAAGGUUCAGAAGCUUCAAGAGAAAGUUUUCCUGGCUCUGCACCACAGUCUUCACAAGAAUGCUUCUGAGGAGAAGCUGGACAAGAUGCUGUCCAAACUACCUAUCAUGAAAUCUAUUUGUAACCUCCACAUUGAUAAACUGGAGUUUUUCCGUCUGCUCCACCCAGAGACCGCAUAUAGUUUCCCUCCGCUGUACCGGGAGGUGUUUGGAACUGACAUGACCCUCCCCGACUCCACCAACUGCUAG